Peronospora belbahrii is the source of this 798-nucleotide messenger RNA. The record is from the annotation of a GenBank genome assembly. NCBI's taxonomy places the organism in Eukaryota, Oomycota, Peronosporomycetes, Peronosporales, Peronosporaceae.
AUGAGCAACUACGCAGAGAAUCUAUUGUUCAAGACCACGCAAUGGCCUCGACGGAAACUCAUUAUCGACAGUGUCUCGCAGGCUACACUUAGAAACGUGUGGUACUACCGCAUCAACGUGUCCGCGUACGAAGAAGUACGGCUAUCAACGUUUAUCGACGAAGACGUCAGCGAUAACAGCUCCAGUGACGACGACAGGUCCAGUGAUGCCUCGACGAUAACCACAUCGGUCAAACACUACUCUAUUCUGAGACGCUAUAGUGACUUCCUGCUAUUGUUCGAGCAAGUUCGGGAUGUGGUUGCGGCUACAGAGGGCAACAAAGCAGUGCUGCCUACAUUUCCUGCAAAGGAAUUCAUAUCUCCGACGUUGAAGGGUAUACUGCAACGAUCAUCAUCGACAAAGGCUGUGCUGGAUGAUCGCAGCCUAAAGUUUCAGGUAUUGCUCGAAUGGAUUGAAAACCACCCGAAUAUCAGAACUUGCCAUGCUUUCAUCAAAUUCAUCGGAAAGCCACCGCAGUCACACGAUGGCUAUAUCAGUCUCAAGGAAUAUACUCCAUCAGACUGGCUAUUGUCAUUGCAGCAGACGACAAAAAGCAUGGAGAGUUGCGGUCGUAGGUAUUCGAUUGAGAGCUCAGGCAUUAAAUUUCGACAAGAGCGACCAAACUUUGAUGUUUCAGGAGGCUUGACUCGAUUCCGUUUUGAGCACUUCCAUUCAACCAAGAAAGCGGCGUCAAAUAUGCAAGGAAUGCCUACUGCUUUAGAAGAAUCUUAUGAUCAACUAGAUCGGUAUUCCGUAUGA